This is a messenger RNA of Darwinula stevensoni, 1469 nucleotides long. NCBI's taxonomy places the organism in Eukaryota, Metazoa, Arthropoda, Ostracoda, Podocopida, Darwinulidae. The record is from the annotation of a GenBank genome assembly.
GGUAGAGAGAGAUGCGAGAUUUCCUUCCCCAGAGUUCCAUCCACUCGUUCUAACCAAACCUUUUAGGGACACUUUUUUCCAUUUUCUUUUUUUGCAUCGAAAGAAGAUCGAAAGGAUGGGUGGACGCGGUGUGAAGCAAGUACCGGCGUUCUUCAAGUACACGCUGUUCGCCUUCAACCUCAUCAUCUUGAUCGGGGGCAUCAUCUUGGCGAUCGUGGGGGUGGUGGCCGUGACGGAUGAGAGAUUGCUGAACGGCAUGGAAUUCGCAAACGACCCAACGAUGAGAGCUGGCGCCAUCUUCGCGAUCGUCGUCGGCAUCGUCACCGUCUUCUUCUCGUUCCUCGGAUGCUGCGGGGCCCUCAGGGAAUCCUCGUGCCUCCUCAUCACCUACGCCGUGCUGACGUCCCUGGCCCUGAUGGGGGUCGGGGCGGUGUCCAUCGUCGCGUUCCUCUUCGAGUCGGUCGUCGGGGACAGUAUGAUGCAGGCCCUCGUCGACGGCAUGGGUGAAUACGACGAGGGUGAAAACGGGAACUACAACACUGUCGCCUGGGACACCCUGCAGCAAAUGGGCCAGUGCUGUGGAAUCGACGGUCCCGAGGACUGGGGCCAGCGCAAACCGUUCAGCGACGAUGGAGCGGUGCCGAAGAGCUGCUGCAAGGACGUGCUCAAGUGCAUCAGGGAGCAAAGCAGCGACGACAUCAACCGCGCUGGUUGCAAGAUGGUCUUCCUGAAACUGGAAGAAUACGCAGGGACUCUGGCCAUCGUCGCCCUCGUCUUCUCCAUCCUCAUGUUCUUCCCUUCAGACACGGCGGCGGCACAUGGGGUUGGUUCUCGAUUCCUCCAGGAUACACCGUCAGCGACAGGAUUCUCAGACAAUCCAGUCCAGGAAUGGCGACAGCAACGGGGUCCUCGGAAAUCGGCAUCGCCUGCUUUGAAGAGACGUGAGAGACGUGAGAGACGAGAAGGAAGGAAUUCCUUCGCCAACGGACUCCUGAUUGGUGAAAGGGGGAAGGUGGAAAGGAGGCCGGAAGAAGGGGAGAUGGAUAUCUGCAUGGGAAGGGGGAGUGUCAAGGUCGACCACUGCAUCCAAGGAGGAAAGGGAGGGUAUAAAAGCUGUUCCAAGCAGAAAUUCCGAGUAGUUCCGACGAGGUCUCAGUCAUCACCGUCACCCAGUGGAGUUGCUAGGAAGACCAAAGGAGGAGAGAACCCAUUUCUUGAGAGGACCUCUGGAGGGUACGACAAAGUGAAGGCGUUGCUGGCGUCAUUUCUGGAGAGGAUGGGGAACGGGGAACCCCUGACCCUCGUCAACUCCCUGGAGGCCAUGACGAUCUGAAGAUCCUGCGGCAAUGUCGUUAAUACCCAGAGCCACUUGAAGCCAAGACGCCAAGCGAUACGAAGGUCGAGAAGACUCAGGACUGUUGCUGACCUUGCCUUUUGGGAAAAGGUUGUAUAAAAAGUUUCAUGAAAGA